UGUACUUCCGGACUACAAAAUGGCUUCUGCAAGCGGCUGCAAGUUCUGUGCCUCUCCGGUUCUGUUUCUGUUAAAUUUUGCUUUGAUAUUAUUAUUAAUAACUGCAAAAUCCGCAUCGGCUUCCCAGGAGAGAACUAAGACCGAGGAGUUUAAUGUCAGACCCGGGGGAGUGGUGCAUUCGUUCUCCCAGAAAAUGGGGGAAUACAGCUGUAGCUUCACCUAUGCUUCCCAGGGUGGCACUAAUGAGCAAUGGCAGAUGAGUGUGGGUGUGAGUGAGGACGACAGGCUCUUCUCCUGCUCCGUGUGGAGACCCCAGGGGAAGUCCUACCUGUUCUUCACUCAGUUCAAGGCCGAGGUGACGGGCGCUAAGAUUGAAUACGGCAGUGCGUUCUCCCAGGCUGCGGUCGGAGGACAAAAAGACGUGGCACUGAAAGCAGAGGAGUACACAGUGGGAGAAAGCACAGUGACACACAACGAAGGCAAGUUUCGUGCAGAGCUGUCAAAACUCACCAUCAUUGCGAGAACGCGCCACGACGAGCUCUGAUUGGCCUAAAACUGCAGGGAGGGCGGGAUAAGCUCGGAUUUGCUUGGAACAGUGUGACGGAUUCAAUGAACCACCUUGUGAAUAAUCUGCACUUCUAGAGAAACUCUGGAAGUGAGACAAGGAUCCUCCCCCAACACAGUCUAACGAUUCUGUAUGUUUUUUUUAUUUUUUUACAGUAGAGCGAAGGAAGCAAAGGCCUGUUCUCUGUGCACACCCUGUAUAUUGUAGAAUUGCAGAUAUUCUAAACAGUCAGAUAGUUUCAGUACAAAUAACUUACAGUACGAGCAUUCUGCGCCCCUCAGCCAAUCAGUGCCUGGCGUCUGCAGAGGUUGCUGCUCCAUUGUGACAUCAGUACUGUGCAGUGGCUGCAGUCUAUCUCUUCAGCCAGUCAUUGUAGAGAAAAAAAUGCAGUAUAACACACGAUUAAGAACAGGGCUACUGGACAAUGCUUUUUUUUUUUUAUAUAUAUAAAUGUUAUUGUUUUUUGGUGAGAAUUUCUGACUUACUAUAAGCAGCUGACAAAAAAAAAAUAAAAAAUAAAAGAUCUUGGUGUAUAAUAUGA
Polyodon spathula (Mississippi paddlefish) is the source of this 1106-nucleotide messenger RNA. RefSeq names its product myeloid-derived growth factor-like. The record is from RefSeq and is a predicted model, not a curated record. Gene Ontology annotation, biological process: positive regulation of endothelial cell proliferation; positive regulation of angiogenesis. The coding region runs from base 20 to 544 and encodes 174 amino acids. The transcript is spliced from 6 exons. NCBI's taxonomy places the organism in Eukaryota, Metazoa, Chordata, Actinopteri, Acipenseriformes, Polyodontidae.